AGGAGAAGAGGGAAAGAGGAGGAUCAACCACGCGCAGAGAACAAAGCCCUAAAUUCCCAAAUCGAGGAUCGAUUUGUAGAUCUCUUUGUUUAAUUCACGAAUCACUGGAAAAAUGUUGUGAUUUACUCCUCAAAGUCCAGGAAUCGGGGAAGCGGCGAGUUUGGAUUUGGUGAGGUAUUGUUCGCCAUGGCCGAUCAGUUCUCGUUUACUGAUGGAGGAGGUAAUGUUAUUAUCGAGGAGGGUAAAAAAGGAUUGAACCCUGGUUUGAUCGUCCUGCUUGUUGUGGGAGGCCUUGUGCUGCUUUUUCUAGUCGGAAACUACGCUCUCUACGCAUACGCGCAAAAGACCCUUCCUCCGAGGAAGAAGAAACCUGUCUCUAAGAAGAAGAUGAAGAGGGAGAGGCUGAAGCAGGGGGUUUCGGCACCGGGUGAAUAAGGAGGUCGCAGAUUCUCAUGUCAACAGUUUUAUGUCAAAGUCCAACUAGUUUGAAAUUUUGCUUAUCAGGUGCCAAAAACUUUGCUCGGUGUUCAAAAAACAAGAAUGUGGGGAACCCCUAGAACUCCAUUGUAGACAAAUGAUGCUAAUUAUUCAUCUUUCUUUGAACUGUCUCAGAUCCUGUGUUGCGUUUGAACUUCGUUUAUUCAUCAUAUUGUUCAUUGACUAUGAACUAUUUUCAACGCGUUUUUCUAAAGAUUGACCUAUUUGACGGUCGGUUAUCA
This is a messenger RNA of Ananas comosus (pineapple), 719 nucleotides long. Its product is annotated as DNA-binding protein S1FA-like. Bases 187 to 435 code for a protein of 82 amino acids. Gene Ontology annotation, cellular component: nucleus. Lineage: Eukaryota; Viridiplantae; Streptophyta; Magnoliopsida; Poales; Bromeliaceae. Gene Ontology annotation, biological process: regulation of DNA-templated transcription. The transcript has 3 exons. The record is from RefSeq and is a predicted model, not a curated record. Gene Ontology annotation, molecular function: DNA binding.